ACAGCAUCAACAACAACAACAUGCUCUGCCACUGCCGCUGCAGCUGCAAAUGCAGCCGCCAGCACAUCACAGCAGCUAUGCGCCGGCAUCGCUGCCUCUGGAGCUAAUGCAUCAUUAUGGCAACAUGUCCGCUGCCACCUCGCAUCUGAUGAUGACGGAUUCGAGUGUUAUUAGCGCCUCUGCUGCCGGCGGGCCUGCUGGCUCUGGGCCGGCCUCGUAUACGACGUUGCUGUACCAUCCGCAGCCGCUGCCGAUGCCAAUGCCACUGCCAGCGUCAGCAGUAUCGUCGGCAGCGAUGCCAGCAUCAUCGGCUAACAUUAACAUUAACAUUAGCAGCAGCAGCAGCAGUACCGGCGGCAUCGGCAGCAGCUCAACGCAGGGCGCCAGCAGCAGCGAAGCGUCCGCGUCGUCGCCCAUGGUGGGCGUAUGUGUUCAACAGAAUCCUGUAGUUAUACAUUAGCGUUACCUGCCGUCUUUUAACUAUUAAUUCUAUAAUUUUUAGUCUUAAUUUUAUUUCCUGCUUUCUUUUUUUUUUUGUCAAACACACAC
Messenger RNA from Drosophila grimshawi, 549 nucleotides. Its product is annotated as serine/threonine-protein kinase minibrain-like. The coding region runs from base 50 to 460 and encodes 136 amino acids. The record is from RefSeq and is a predicted model, not a curated record. The transcript has a single exon. NCBI's taxonomy places the organism in Eukaryota, Metazoa, Arthropoda, Insecta, Diptera, Drosophilidae.